AUGGACUUCGCCACCUUGGCAGCGGAGCCCCAAUCCCUGAGGACCUCCUCCACCCAGGAAACAGCCCUUAGAAGCCUGUCAUGGAGUGGACUCUCCCUGGCUUCAUCUGUCUUUCUGCCUGAGUUCCCACACUGUAAAUUCCCUGUGCAAGACGAUUUCCAGGUAGUCCUCCUUAACUUCAUUUGGAUUGAACUCCUGGACCACAGAUUAUAUCAAUCUUUAAUGAAAAUGUUGUUUUCAUGCUGUCUCUUCAGCAGAUUUAAUGAAAUCAUUAAUUGAUAGGCAAACAACAGAUAAAUCAGUAACUUAUUACUUCUUGACUGGACGAUGACUAAGUUAUUCUAUAUGUGGGGGAAAUAAAUUAUAUGAUGGUCUGUCUGUGGAACUUAGCUGUAAUGAUACAAAUGUUUAAUAAUAUUGCAACAUUUGAAUCUCACUUUCUCUCCAUGACAUUCAGAUCCUGGGCUUCAUAGCCAAAGGCUCCUUUGGUCCUAUCUUGAAAGUAAAGGACAGGUCGAAGGAGAAGACCUUUGCAGUUAAGGUGAAUUUCUCCUCAGCCACAUCACAUUUAACCAGCACUAUAUUUCAUGUGACAUUUACACACAUCUAGUGUAUUCUAUUCCUACCCUGUAUUUAAUGUUCUUGUAUUGUGUUGCUCUACAGGUUUUACCCAAGUCUGAGAUACUGAAGCAUGGGGUCCUGGAACAGUCAAAGGAGGAGGUCACACUGCAGGAUGACCUGGAAAGCUGCUAUCCAAGCUUAGGGCCUGACUUAGUUUAGGGGAUAACAUGCUGGAAACAAUGACUCACUGAGGUCUAACAAUGACUAUGACGAUUCUCCCUAUGAGCUUCUGUGCAACAACAACCAUGGUCCCAUGGAGCUUUUGCAAAACAAAACAAAAACUUUGCCAUCAUUGAAGAUACCUGGUUGGAUUCAGGAUCCCUCCUAAAUCACAUUUAGUUCUACUGAGUGUCUUUGCUGACAUCCACACUGUUGCUGCUGCUGUGUGUGUUGCCUGUUGCGUUGCAGCGGCAGGUCAGCCACCCAUUCUUCCACAAUCUGCAGGACUGCUUGCAGACCCAGCGCCACCUCUUCAUUAGUGAAUGACUAAUGUGAUAUAGCUAGAUCCCUCCUUCCCCUUCGUUUUAUCCGCUCCUCUCUUUACCCUCCCUGUGUCUCACGUAGGAGCUUCCCACUGGGCACAGACGUCAAUUCAACGUCUAUUUCACGUUGGUUCAACCUAAUUUCAUUGAAAUUACGUGGAAACAACGUUGUUUCAACCAGUGUGUGCCCAAUGGGUUGUCUCGCUCUCCCUAGCAGGAGUGUCAACUAUGGCAUUAUCUGGCCUUGCUGCUAUUUAGUGUUGUCUCCUCAGUUUGAGCCCCAUGACUCGUCUGAAGAAUUAUACUGCCAUCUACUGAGAUUUCAGUGUGUAGCAUACAGUCAUGUGGCCUCUGAACAGGUUUCCCCUUCCUUUUGGUUUAUUAAUAACACCCUUAUUAGUGGAUAAAGGCAUGUUUGACUUCAUUUGUGUCUCUGACUGACACUUAGCUCCUUCCCCAGCAUCACCCCUUUCCCUUCCUACGCUUCCCCCAGCCUUAAAAAACGUCCAACUGUUUGACUUCCGACAAAUUAAUUGUUUUCUCCUAUUGCUUCUCUCCUCCAUUGCUCCUUCCUUUUCAAGUGCUUGUGUUUCAGCAGGGGUCAUCUACUCCCAGCCCUGGAUCAGUGUACUGUACAUAGCCUUGUUAUGUACUAAGAUGGAUCAUUGUGUGUGACUGUGUCUGUCUUCCCACAGUGUGUGAGUACUGCAGUACUGGAGACCUGUACACCUACUGGAUACUGGAGGGCCAGUUUGGGGAGGACGAGGCUCGGGUAUUUGCUGCAGAGCUAGGCUGUGCUUUGGGUGAGUGUCUAUACACAAUAUAGUUCUCCAAAAUGUGUAUGAGAUCAUUGUUUAAGUUUCACCUUUACUUGGAUUAUAAUGGGUGUGUCUGAUUGGUAGGUUUCCUUCACGACUUUGGGAUCAUGCAUAGGGAUGUGAAGGUAUGAACAUUUGUUUUGAUAAUGAACAUUAUUCUUUGCAACUAAAUUACUCAUAUUUACAACUUCACAGGAAAGUUAAAAGCAUCUGAUUAUUCUGGAUGUUUUAGAUGGAGAAUGUCCUUCUGUCUGACCAAGGUAAUGCUGGCUUAAAUAAUAUAUUAAUAUAUCAUAUAUGCCAUUUAGCAGACACUUUUAUUGAAAGCGACUUACAGUACAGUCAUGCAUGUGUAGCACAUGGAGAUGUGUGAAACUUACUCUUCAGCCUUAUGUGUCCCGCUUCCGUCGUCUCGUUAGCUAGCUUUUGAGGUGGCGCGAUCGGCUAAGACGCUUGAGGGAGGACGGUCACGUGUGUUUGUGAGGCAGAGAUCCCGAGUUCGUACCAGGUAUCGGCCGAAUCGGGAGGAAGUUGUACUCGCUAAGCAAGCAGCGUGACGUCCUUUACAAAUGCAUACAUUUUACGUAUGGUUUAGUUUACUUUCUACUGCAAUCAAAUAUAAGAGAACACUAGAGGGCCUUAUAAUAUCGUGGUCCUCUGUAGCUCAAUUGGUAGAGCAUGACGCUUGUAACGCCAGGGUAGUGGGUUCGAUCCCCGGGACCACCCAUACGUAAAAAUGUAUGCACACAUGACUGUAAGUCGCUUUGGAUAAAAGCGUCUGCUAAAUGGCAUAUUAUUAUAUUAUUAUUAAUACAGUGGACACUUCUGUAUUGUUGGUGUAGGGAAUAUUCUGGAAGAUAUAAACUCUGCAAAAAAAAAAAACGUCCUCUCACUGUCAACUGCGUUUAUUUUCAGCAAACUUAACAUGUGUAAAUAUUUGUAUGAACAUAACAAGAUUCAACAACUGAGACAUAAACUGAACAAGUUCCAUAGACAUGUGACUAACAUAAAUGGAAUAAUGUGUCCCUGAACAAAGGGGUGGUCAAAAUCAAAAGUAACAGUCAGUAUCUGGUGUGGCCACCAGCUGCAUUAAGUAAUGCAGUGCAUCUUCUCCUCAUGGACUGCACCAGAUUUGCCAGUUCUUGCUGUGAGAUGUUACCCCACUCUUCCACCAAGGCACCUGCAAGUUCCCAGACAUUUCUGGGGGGAAUGGCCCUAGCCCUCAUCCUCCGAUCCAACAGGUCCCAGACGUGCUCAAUGUGAUUGAAAUCCGGGCUCUUCGUUAGCCAUGGCAGAACACUGAACGUUCCUGGUGUAACUCGGGCAGUUGUUGUUGCCAUCCUGUACCUGUCCCGCAGGUGUGAUGUUCGGAUGUACCGAUCCUGUGCAGGUGUUGUUACACCUGGUUUGCCACUGCGAGGACAAUCAGCUGUCCGUCCUGUCUCCCUGUAGCGCUGUCUUAGGCGUCUCACAGUACGGACAUUGCAAUUUAUUGCCCUGGCCACAUCUGCAGUCCUCAUGCCUCCUUGCAGCAUGCCUAAGGCACGUUCACACAGAUGAGCAAGGUACCCUGGGCAUCUUUCUUUUGGUGUUUUUCAGAGUCAGUAGAAAGGCCUCUUUAGUGUCCUAAUUUUUCAUAACUGUGACCUUAAUUGCCUACCGUCUGUAAGCUGUUAUUGUCUUAACGACCGUUCCACAGGUGCAUGUUCAUUAAUUGUUUAUGGUUCAUUUAACAAGCAUGGGAAACAGUGUUUAACCCUUUACAAUGAAGGUCUGUGAAGUUAUUUGGAUUUUUACGAAUUUUCUUUGAAAGACAGGUUCCUGAAAAGGGGACGUUUCUUUUUAUGAUGAGUUUAGUUUCAUAUUAGUAAGGUAGAAUAACCGGAAUUGGAUUUGUGAAGUACUGUAUGCAAAAUACUACUGUAUCUGUUUGAUGCAGGUCAUCUGCAUUUAGCUGACUUUGGACUCUCUCGCCAUCUUGAGCGGGGCGCAAGAGCAUUUAUAAUUUGUGGGACAAUCCAAUACAUGGGUGAGAUGCUUGGGAUCAGGCAAGAUUAAUGGUCACUACACAUUAAGCACCUAUUAUAAUCUCACUGGGAUGGUCCUCUGUCUGAACAGCUCCUGAAGUCCUGAGUGGGGGUCCCUACAGCCAUGCUGCUGAUUGGUGGUCUCUCGGCAUUCUGUUGUUCUCAUUGGUGACUGGAAAGGUGCGGUCACCACCACAGUUCAUCUUAAUUAAAUGAAUAUGUGAUGAUUGUUAGAAAGGUUGUUUUUCUUAUUUUAAUUUCAGUCCUGUCAUGCAAAUCUAAAUGCUAGUCUAGAGAUGUUGUUGAUGCUAAUUCUGUCCAUGUUACCUCCAUAGUUCCCUGUACCAGACCACUGCAACAUGCUGAGAAAGGUCAGAGACUGCCCAUACUCCAUGCCCAAUCACAACAAAUUCUCAAUUCUCUCUCUCUCUCUCUCUCUCUCUCUCUCUCUCUCUCUCUCUCUCUCUCUCUCUCACUCACUCACUCACUCACUCACUCACUCACUCACUCACUCACUCACUCACUCACUCACUCACUCACUCACUCACUCACUCACUCACUCACUCACUCACUCACACACACACAGAACCCAGCCCAUAGCCUGGAGCGCUUCAAAAGGCAGACGUUUUUCCAUAGCACUUCCAUUGACUCUCAGCUACUACAGAAGAGACCUGUUCAACUAAUUCUACAACUGAAGAACCUUCCUGAUCGUCCAGUCAAAGCCACGCGGGGCCUGUCUAUGGACUACUUCCAGAACUUUGACUGUGACAUCCUCCACUCCCCUACCAGCCCCACUGACAUGUCACCUACCUUGGCCAACAUUAACCUGAGCCAGGCCCUGGCUACAGUUCAGGGUUCUAGCAAAUGA
Molecule: messenger RNA, 4816 nt
Organism: Coregonus sp. 'balchen'
Lineage: Eukaryota; Metazoa; Chordata; Actinopteri; Salmoniformes; Salmonidae
Source: the annotation of a GenBank genome assembly